This is a messenger RNA of Helobdella robusta, 363 nucleotides long. RefSeq lists its product as hypothetical. The transcript is spliced from 3 exons. The coding region runs from base 1 to 363 and encodes 120 amino acids. The record is from RefSeq and is a predicted model, not a curated record. Lineage: Eukaryota; Metazoa; Annelida; Clitellata; Rhynchobdellida; Glossiphoniidae.
AUGCAAAUGAACCUGCAAAGUCUGGACAAACUCGGCUAUACCAAAGAAUUUCUGAAUAAGCAAAAGCGCUGCGGUCGGUGUCAGCGAGUCAACUCGGUAGGAGCCAUCCAAGGUAAUAAUAAAUUAAAAGAUAUUCAUCAAGAAUUUGAUAAAAGUGCUAUAAGAAUUUUAAAAGGAGUUCCAAACAAUGGACAUCAUUUAAAAAAAACAUCAUGGUGCUAUGAUGAAAAUGGAACAGGAAUGAAAAUGAUAACAAUGAUGAUGACAGCCGAGAAGAAGAAAUCUAUGAAGAAUGUAUUGAACAAUGCGAUGGGAGCCUUCUAUGGUGAGAGCAACAUUUGCCACUUAUAUUUUUGCCUUUAA